CGUUCACCGAAUCUUCUCUGGGUUAGGUUUGUUCCAAAAUCAGAAGAAGAAGAAGAAGUCAAAGACGAUACAAUACCACAACAAUGGCGUCGUCAUCAUCCUCGUACCUCCUCCUCGCGAUCUCCGUCGCAAUUUUCCUCUCAGUCACCACCAUCUCCGCCGCACGUCCUUGCAAAACCUUCCUCAUCUCGUCCUAUUCCCUCUCAAUAACCCCAGAAAACCCUAACCUCGAAUCCGAUUUCACAUCAACCCGAUUCGUCACCGUCUUCACCAUCCGUCGUCUCAAUCCUCACCACGUCGUUCCUUUCUUCGUCAAUCGCCGUCACGAGACGCCGCAACAGAUCCAAAGAUCGGACGACGAGGCUCGUUCCCAAUUCUCUCUCCCUUUGGUCUCCGAUAACAUCAAUUCGUUCAGAGAUCGGACCAGAGACAUCCUCAGCGUCGUUGUGGCUCUCUUAUUCGGUGUUGGUUGUGGUGCUUUGACCGCUGCUACUAUGUACCUUGUUUGGGCUCUUGUUGUGAAUCGUCAGAGCUAUGAUUUUGAGGAAGAUGAUUAUGAGAAUGAAGAAUCUGAUGCUGCUAGCUUGAAGAAGAUGGGUUAUGUUAAGAUUCCAGCUCCAGCUCCUGUCAAGGAAGCUGCUUGAUUUGAGGUUGUUCUUUAUCAUAAUCAAGAACAGUAGAACAACGAUUCCUUUUGUGAAUUCAGUUUCUGCAUAUUAUCAUGAUUUUACGUUUGUUGCUUAUCCUAUGUUUCGUACAAGUAAUCUAAACUUAAUAUACUCUAAGUAUCAGUGCUUUACGAUUUGUAGUCGAUGUUUGUUAUAUAAAGUGUGAUUAUGAUGUUUCUUAUUGA
Messenger RNA from Capsella rubella, 853 nucleotides. RefSeq lists its product as uncharacterized. The record is from RefSeq and is a predicted model, not a curated record. The transcript has a single exon. Lineage: Eukaryota; Viridiplantae; Streptophyta; Magnoliopsida; Brassicales; Brassicaceae. Bases 84 to 644 code for a protein of 186 amino acids.